CAAAGAAAAAACGAAUAGACGAAGGGGGACGGUGCGUGACGUGAGUGACAAAUCGGACAGGGGUUCCAGCCGAGCUCAUCAAGUGUUUUUUUUUAUUGAUGCCACUACGUGAACCUCGAGUGUACAGUGCUAUUGUGUGCAGUGCCGUGCAAAAGUGACGAAGAAAGGAAGAAAUUAUGGGUUGCGCUACGAGUCAACUGCCUCUCGGUGGCGGCAGCCACCGCCAGAGACGGCAUUCAUCAUCGGCCAAUUCAUCACCGCCGAACAACGUGACCACCGUGCUGCCCGACAACCAUCAUCAUCACAACGACGAGAAGGGCAAUCGCAGCGUCGCCCUGGCUACUAAUAAUGUAAUUUCCCAGCAAACACAACAGCAACAGGCCCUGCGUAUUGUCCGCAAUCCCAGCAACACUGACAACAGGCCGUCGUUAGACAAUUCGACAACAGGAAAGUAUCGACGAGGUAACAGCGGCGACCUGAACAGUACCAGUCCGACUCAGCUGGAGAAUGGGGUUCGUUUGAGUAACGACGUCCGUUUCGGUACGAUGCGAGCGCCGUCAGAGCCACUCAAGGUAAUGUUGGUCUUCGAACGUGAGGAUGCCCAAAGUGACGCAUGGUUGUGGGCCUGUCGGAAGCUGGCCAGUCGCUGUGGCGGCACGGAGAUGAGCCACAGCAACAGCCGGAGUAGCCACAGUAGCAGUAGCAGCAAUAGCCACGAAAUCCAUCAUCAAGACGUGCUUGUCCGCACCCUUCAAACGGAGCUCGUCCAGCGCAAAAUUGCUGAAUUGGAACCCAAUUUGAUCGUUAUCGACCGGCGCUCAGCUAGUCGUAGUCGCGAAGUCGAUGCUCUCUGCAGGUGGAUCCGCACGCAGCCAGGAGGUAACUACCCCAUCAUUCUCGCCGUCGUUAAACGAAAUUUACUGGAACGCGAAGAAUCUAUUGUAAGCAGCAUCUUACAUAUUGGAUACGAUCGGUGUUACCCAGAGAGCGGCAACUUGGGAUCGUGCCUAAGCGAGUUGUUGAUGCUGGAAGCCAGUGAGCUGCAGUCACGCCAACGUUUGCGUUUGGCCGAGGCAUCGAUGACAGUAGCAGCAGUCACGAGGGUUAUCCCUUAUUUCCCUACAGAACUGGUGACGGUGACUGACGGCCACUUUAACAUCCGCUAUAUCAACCCGGGCGUGGAGCGGCUGCUGGGCUUCGCCGCCGAGGAGAUCGUCGGCAAGAACAUGAUCGAACUCUACCGGUGCGAGGCCGGCAACAACCGCUACGACAUUAACGACGCGGCCCAGCACGUCCUGACAAACAAGACGAGAGAAUGGGAAGGCAGCUGUUUCGUCCGGCGGAGAACCGGCGAUUCGGUCCCGCUCUACUCGCGAAUGAUUGCCGUUCACAACAACAACAAAACAGAAAACGAGGCGCCCGAUUACGUGCUAUUGCUGCAAGAGCCACCACCAUUGUUCAUCGACAAAUCGCUUUCUGGUGAUAUGGGAGCUUACGAUUUUUACCCAAUGCCACGAAGCUCUCUCCACUCGGUCAGGAAAGCUUCCUAUGACGUCCGUUCAGUUGGCAGUGAUGGAGCAAUCAUUCGGAGACAGAGUUUGGCCAGGCUUCAUUCGAUGGCUAUUGAAGGUCCCAUCACUAAAGUGAUUAACAUCAUCACGGCUGCUCAAGAGUCCAGUCCUAAUUAUAUAUCGCAAGCUUUGGAUAAGGUAUUAGACAUUUUACGUUCCACGGAACUGUUCGCACCUCACGUCGCUGAAGUGAAAGGAAGAAAUGAAGACCCUGUUACGACCGAUUUAGUCGGUGCCCUCCUGCUGGGACAGAAGCCGCCCGGUUACACGAGACGCAGCUCCAAUGAGACGUCCAUCAAGUCCUCACACAGCCAACUCUACUCGAGACCGUUGCUGCCGAGUUUGAACAACAUCAGCAUCCCCAUCCAGCUGAGGGAGAUGUUGGAGAACGAUUCUCAGUGGGACUUUGAUGUCAUCCGGCUGGAAAAACUCACCGGCAAACGGCCGCUAGUUUGGCUCGGCAUGACGAUCAUGACUCGUUUCGAGGUGCCCAGGACGCUCAACUGCGACGAGGCCACUUUGCAGAACUGGCUGACGGUGAUCGAGGCCAAUUACCACUCGACCAAUACAUACCACAAUUCAACCCAUGCUGCUGAUGUCCUACAGUCAACGGCCUACUUUUUGCAGCGCAAUCGCAUCAAGGCCCUACUCGACCCGCUCGAUUUGACCGCUUGCCUCAUCGCUGCAGCUAUUCAUGACGUCGAUCAUCCAGGGAAAACCAGCGGUUUCCUCUGCAACUCUGGGAACGAGCUGGCCAUUUUGUACAACGACCUAAGUGUCCUCGAGUCGCACCACGCCGCGCUGGCUUUCAAACUGACGUGCCAAGAUGACCGGGUCAACAUCUUCAAAGGAAUGGACCGCGAAAGCUACAAAGUCAUCCGGCAGAGUAUCAUCGACAUGGUGCUGGCCACCGAGAUGACCAAGCACUUUGAGCAUCUCACCAAAUUCAUCAACAUCUUCGCCAAGCCGUUCCUCAAAGACGAAGACCAGUACGAGCCGCCCGAAAUCGAUUACACAAGUCUCAACACUUCGGAGAACAUCAUCCUAGUCAAGCGUAUGCUAAUCAAAUGCGCCGACGUCUCCAAUCCGACACGACCUCUCAACAUGUGCAUCGAGUGGGCGCGCCGUAUCGCCGAGGAAUACUUCAACCAGACGGCCGAGGAGAAGGCCAAAGGACUACCAGUGGUGAUGCCUCAGUUCGAUCGUCAGACUUGCUCCAUCCCGAAAUCUCAAAUUGGAUUCACCGACUACUUCGUCAGCGACAUGUUCGACGCCUGGGACGCUUUCGCCGAGGUUCCCGAGCUCCUCCAGCACAUGAAGAGGAACUAUCAAUUCUGGAAGGAGCAGGAGGCCAUGGGCGUUACGGGCCUGCCUCCGGAGUAUAUCAUUCCGCUAACGCCCACCGAACUAGUGCGCAAGAUCGAAUUCGAGACUCUGGCCGAGUGCAAAGAGACGGUCGAAUCGUCCGAAGAGAAAUAAUUCAUCAGAAAACCCUACUAAAUUUUCAAUAUAAAAUGACUAUAUCAUUUCAUGCAAAAGAAGAAAUCGAAUGCUUCGUCAUCUUUUUCAUCCGCCCUUUCCCAAUUUUUUAUUAUUAUUCUUUUUUUUACUUAUCUCGCCAUUUUAUUCGGGAUCGAUAUCCCCUGCGCUGUGUAAGCGGGACAACUAGGUCAUCAAUUUCCACGUUCGAUUUUUUAAUUCCCGUCCCUGCCCAUACCCGGAUGCGACAAGAUUCCUGGCUCUUUUUCCUUUAAUUUUUGUUUUCUCCUUCUUUAUUUGUGUUUUGCUGGUCUUCCUUCUUUUUCUUUGUGUUUUUUUCUGUUCUCCGUUUGGAAAACAAACAACCACCGGAACAUCCGCAACCGGAAGGAAUGGGAGGAUUUCAGUUCCGGAUGGACACUGAUGAACCCGAGGAAGAAGACAAAAAAACGUGAAAAAUAGUAACAAUACGCUCAAACAAGGAGCCAAAGUUGACGUCAAGAUUAGAGACACUGUCACGAAUUGGAACACUGCUGAAGAGGUGAAUAAAGGAAAUGAAAGCCAACGUCACUUCCCCUUUAUUUGAAACAUGACUCCAGACUUUAUUAUCGCACUGUUCUUCUCUUGAUGCCCGAUAGCUUACCCCAUGCUAUCCCCCGUUCGUUAUACCGUGCGUCACGUGUGAAAUACUAAAUUACUAUUAUGCUUACUCGUCUCUUAUGACUAUAUCAUGAUUAUUGAAAAAGAAAAAAAAAAUUCUAUUUUUGUGACCUUAUGUAUUUUUCAUUCCCGUCAAUGCUGUGCAUCCCCUUUUUAAAGUAUUCACCGAAUUUCCAAAAAAAAAAUGGAGAAAAAAAAAAUGAAAAGCAAGCAAACAAAUCACAAGGAUAUGGGGAAGAUGGCGGAAAAUUUUUCGACGCAGAAAAAGUGAUCCAACCAGCCUACCCCCAGAAUUUCCGCAUUUUCAGCUGGUGUCCCUCUUGGCAACGCAUCCGGCUUCCUGUCACCGUCGCUAAGAUAUGAAGAAAACGGUAUACGUGAUGUAUUACAUCUAUUGUUUACUAUCUGCAUAGGCCUACAUGAAUUGAAUACGUUCAAAAUUGCCAAAUUGUAUACUGAUCUUCCUGUUGUUGUUUUUUUUUCCUCCCCUUUCUCCAAGACAAAUCUUAUACAGUAUAUACAGUAUAUAUAUAUAUUUAGUUAUGAUCAUCACACAAUAUAUUAAAGUGACUAUUGUUACAGGAAAUACUUGAAAGUGUCGUGUUGCAUCGUGCUGAAAUUCUGUGUUCCCUUAUACAAAUAUACGACUGGAUAAAAGAAAUGCAUACAAAAAAAGGCCACAAAAAAAAAAAACUAACUGAAAAAAGAUGCACAAAAAUGGCAAAAAAACAAACAAAAAAAAAACAAAAUACCCAAAUACGCUUAUUCGCCUUGAUGUUUUUCCUUCUCUUUUUUCCUUACUCCGGUCUCCUCUUAAAAACGUUUGUCUCCAUUUGUCGCCCUACCCUAUCAUCUUCUUUCUAUUGGCCCGUCUUCUUUUUGCAUUUAGACGAUGUGCAAGUGUGUAUAUGUGUGUGUCUGUGUGUGUGUAAAACGGCGAAACGAGCGCGAUCGUUCGUGAAAUAUGGAGCGGGGAGACUUCCAGUAACUUCCCAAGAUGAAAUGCCUGCAUCUGCGCUGCCAAACUCUCCCAUCAAGGCCAACGAAGAUGGGCCAACAGCCAAAUUGUGAAGCGAACCUUCUUCUUUACUUUUCUUUUUAAAGAUUUUUUUUUAUCACUCCCUCUUUUUCAGUUUUUUUUUUAUCACCUUCACCCAGUUAUUCCUUACUCUCGUCAUCAGACAGCCUAGCAUAAGCGCAGUAGCUUGGAUUUUGCUGAAGGGUGGCAGUCUUGUUGGGAGGUAAAAACAGCUCGUUAAAUCGAAUUCAAGGAAAAACGCGACACUUUUCUUAUUUUCUAAAAUUUACUAUUUCUACGGGUCUCCAUAUUUCAUCGACCCAGCGACGUAACGCACACACACACACAACCGUAUUAUACAUGGAAAUGUUAGCAAACAUU
This is a messenger RNA of Daphnia carinata, 5109 nucleotides long. It is a transcript of the gene Pde8, whose product is annotated as high affinity cAMP-specific and IBMX-insensitive 3',5'-cyclic phosphodiesterase 8A-like. Bases 177 to 3050 code for a protein of 957 amino acids. The record is from RefSeq and is a predicted model, not a curated record. The transcript has 18 exons. Gene Ontology annotation, biological process: signal transduction; positive regulation of ERK1 and ERK2 cascade. Gene Ontology annotation, molecular function: 3',5'-cyclic-nucleotide phosphodiesterase activity. NCBI's taxonomy places the organism in Eukaryota, Metazoa, Arthropoda, Branchiopoda, Diplostraca, Daphniidae.